GGACGAGCUGUAUAGCAAGCCUCCUGGUAACCCGCGUGGAGCUGGCCCGGAGUAUUCGGCCUUGGUAAACCCCGGCUCCCGGGACGCCCGGGGAGUCUCCUGCUUCUUCUUGGUGUAUCCUGGCGGGAGGCGCGGGUAGGUAGUUGGUUCCUGUAGAAUUAGAUGGUGCGCCAUGGGGCUCACCAAGCAGUACCUGCGUUAUGCUGCCAGUGCUGUCUUUGGCUUGAUUGGCAGCCAGAAGGGCAACAUUGUUUUUGUAACUCUGCGUGGUGAGAAGGGGCGCUAUGUGGCAGUGCCAGCCUGUGAGCACGUCUUCAUCUGGGAUAUACGGAAAGGGGAGAAGAUUCUUAUUCUUCAGGGACUUAAACAUGAAGUUACCUGUUUAUGUCCCUCACCAGAUGGGUUGCACUUAUCUGUGGGCUAUGAGGAUGGGUCUAUCCGCAUCUUCAGUCUUCUGAGUGGUGAAGGGAAUGUGACCUUCAAUGGACAUAAAGCAGCUGUCACUGCCCUGAAUUAUGAUCAACUGGGGGGCAGACUAGUAUCUGGCUCCAAGGACACUGAUGUUAUUGUGUGGGAUGUGAUCAAUGAGAGUGGCCUCUACCGUCUGAAGGGACAUAAAGAUGCCAUCACACAGACAUUGUUCCUACGAGAAAAAAACCUGCUGAUUACCAGUGGCAAAGACACUGUGGUGAAAUGGUGGGACCUUGAUACACAGCAUUGCUUCAAAACAAUGGUUGGCCACCGAACUGAGGUUUGGGGACUGGCUCUAGUGUCUGAAGAAAAACGUCUCAUCACCGGAGCUGCAGACAGUGAGCUGAGGGCUUGGGACAUCUCUUACAUCGAGGAGAUGAAAGACCUUGACGAACCCAAUUCAAAGAAGAGCAGAGGAUCUUCACUUGGGAUGCUGGGGACUCAUGAAACAGAGACUGGGGACCCUGAAGCGGAUGAAGACCCUGAGGAUCGUAUUCUUUCAUGUAGCAAAGUGGGUUCCAUAAUGCGGGAAGGAAGAGACCGAGUUGUGAAUCUUGCUGUUGACCGGACAGGCAGGAUUCUUGCUUGUCAUGGAACCGAUUCUAUUUUAGAAGUGUUUUGUAUUCUUUCCAAAGAGGAAAUUCAGAAGAAAAUGGAUAAGAAAAUUAAGAAAGCCAGAAAAAAGGCUAAUAAAUUAAGUUCUGGCGAAGGGGAACAAGAGGAUCUUGAGGUCAGUAUGUCUCUGCAAGAUGAGAUCCAGCGGGUAGCUAACAUCAAAGCUUCAGCCAAGAUCAAGUCCUUUGACUUGAUUCAUUCUCCCCAUGGAGGCUUGAAAGCUAUCUUCCUGCUGCAAAACAACCUCGUGGAGGUAUAUACAUUGAACCCCUCUACUCCUGCCCCACAGCCCAUCAGGACAGCCAGGAUCACCAUUGGGGGCCACCGCAGUGAUGUCCGGACCCUGUCAUUUAGUUCUGACAAUAUCGCCGUCCUUUCAGCGGCUGCUGAUUCUGUCAAGAUAUGGAACCGGUCUACCCUGCAGUGUAUUCGGACAAUGACUUGCGAAUACGCUCUCUGUUCGCUAUUUGUUCCUGGAGAUCGGCAGGUGAUCAUAGGAACAAAGACAGGGAAGCUACAGCUUUACGACUUGGCCUCAGGAAAUUUGCUGGAGACACUUGAAGCACAUGAUGGAGCUCUAUGGUCAAUUUCACUCUCUCCAGAUCAGCGUGGCUUUGUAACUGGUGGUGCCGACAAAACUGUCAAGUUCUGGGAUUUUGAGUUGGUGAAAGAUGAAAACUGUGCCCAAAAGAGGCUUUCUGUGAAGCAGACCCGUAUCUUACAGCUUGAUGAAGAAGUGCUCUGUGUGCGCUAUUCCCCGAAUCAAAAGGUGCUGGCUGUGUCUUUGCUGGACUGUACAGUGAAAAUCUUCUACGUUGACACUUUGAAGUUUUUUCUCUCUUUAUAUGGACACAAACUACCUGUUCUGUGCAUGGACAUCUCUUAUGAUGGGGCACUAAUAGCAACUGGUUCUGCAGACAGGAAUGUGAAAAUCUGGGGCUUAGAUUUUGGGGACUGCCAUAGAUCUCUCUUUGCCCACGAUGACAGUGUCAUGUAUCUGCAAUUUGUACCCAAGUCUCAUCUCUUCUUCACUGCUGGGAAAGACCACAAGAUUAAACAGUGGGAUGCAGAUAGGUUUGAACACGUGCAGACCUUGGAGGGCCACCACCAGGAGGUAUGGUGCUUGGCUGUUAGUCCUAAUGGUGAUUAUGUUGUAUCUUCAUCCCAUGACAAAUCACUCCGACUAUGGGAAAGAACAAAGGAACCACUCAUCCUAGAGGAAGAACAAGAGAUGCAAAGGGAAGCAGAAUAUGAGGAGAGUGUGGCCAAAGAAGCCCAGCCAGUAGUUCCUGGCGAGGCUCAAGGUGAUGCUUACUUUCCUGGAAAGAAAACUGUUGAAACUGUCAAAGCGGCUGAGAGAAUCAUGGAGGCCAUCGUGUUAUACCGAGAAGAGACCGCAAAGAGGAAAGAACAUGAAGCCAUUUGUAAAGCCGCAGGGAAAGAGGUUCCUCUGCCAGUUAACCCCAUCUUAUUGGCCUAUGGAAACAUCUCACCUUCUGCAUACGUACUAGAAGUGUUUAAAGGAGUCAAGUCAAGUGAGUUGGAGGAAGCCCUCCUGGUGCUGCCUUUCUCAUAUGUGCCAGACAUUCUGAAGCUUUUUGAUGACUUUUUCCAGCUGGGCUCUGAUAUUGAACUCCUCUGCCGGUGCCUCUUCUUCCUCCUCCGGAUUCACUUUGGGCAAAUCAGUAGUAACCAAAUGCUUGUACCAGUGAUAGAGAAAUUGAAGAAAACCACCAUUUCAAAAGUCAGUGAAGUCCGGGAUGUAAUUGGAUUCAAUAUGGCAGGCCUUGAAUUUCUAAAGAGGGAAUGUGAGGCAAAGAGUGAAGUUGAAUUUUUCUCUGAUGCCACAAGCAAUUUGGAAGAGAAGAAACGGAAGAGGAAAAAGAGGGAGAAGCUGAUUAUGACAUUGACUUAGAGCCCAAACACCUCAACAGUUUUCACAUUCCCAUUAACUGGGCCUCUCAAAAUAGAAGGAACAGCUUCUUGACCUGAAUAUAUGGAUACUGACAUCAUGGGAAAAACACAGGACUCUAGUCUCCACUAUGCUCCUGACUUGUGACCUUGGGCCGCUCGGCUUCAGUUUUCUCAUCUGGAAAAGGAUGGGCUUGGACUGCAUGGUCCCAUAUGGUCCCUUCUAGCUUUAAACAGCUGAGAGUCAAGUACCAGAUGAUAAAGGACUCACUGAAUCGCUAAAGUACAUUGGGAGGAUCUGGCUCACAAGAGGAGUUAACUAAGGCACCUUGUGCAGGGCCUCAUACUUUCCUUGUUAGCAAGGGCUAGACAUAUUCUUGGAUAAUUGGCUUUCUUUUUCUCCAUUCUUAUUCAUUUGCAGAGGGGUUCUUGAACCCUUAAACUCAAGGGUUGAAGUUACUGACUUAGGAAUUUUAUUCAGUUCCUCUAUUGCUGGACAUGUGUGAAUAUUCUGCUAUUUAUUUUUUUUCCUUUUUCUCACAGGGAGUUUCUCCUGAGGUAUAGAAUUACCUCUUUCCUAAUGCAUUAUCAUUCUAAAAAAACUUAUUAUCUAAAGCAGGAAUUCCUUGUGCUUUUUACCCUACAGACUUUAAAAUAUUUGUGCUUGUAUGUAAAAAGAUAUGGUUAAGUAAUUGCAUUUCUUUCAACAAAAGAAUUAUUUUUAAGUAAAAUAAGUUCAUGAUGAGAUGACGUUUGAACUCUUGGAUUUAUAAUAUAGAGAUUUAGGAAAUUGUUACCUAUACAGAGCAAGUCUGUUCACUCCCUUCCCAAGCCCUGAAUGAGUCUAGCUUAGCCAUUCAAAUCCCUGACAAUGAAUCUGCCAAUAGAUCCCCCAAAUAGGAGAAAGUAGCUUGGGGAGGCAACGUGUACGUGGAUAAACAGAAAAGGUUCUGGCCAUAUUUAAUGAACUCCACAAAGGAGAAUUGCAGAAAGUAUCAAACAGCUUGCUGCCACUGUGACCUUUACUUGGUUUUUCUUUGUGAAACCUAGAGGAUGCUCUUGAAUCUUUUUUUGAGUGGAGAACAAUGUGACACAGGGAAAAGAAACCUGCUCUUAACUACAAUAUGGGGAGGUCCUUAAGCACAUGAGUUAGAUGUUAAAAAAUGUCAAAACCUCUGGUGCUUUAAAAAUACCUUUUGUCUGAGAUCCUCCCAUCCAGAAAAAUCUGGUCCUGUCAGUUAUGGAAUCGGAUACUUUUUUCAUGAUCAUUUCUAGUAGUAGUUUUAACAGGAUACCAAGACAAAAGUAAGUUACCCUGGGCUCUAAGACUACUUCCUGUUACUUUCGUUUGCCCUUUGAACCAAUUUAUUCCUAGCUAGCAGCUAUCAGAAAAUUCGUAAAGACAAAGGGUAUAUGUGUGCACAGCAUGUGACUAGUGGUUUAACCAAGAAUGAGACUUUUUGGUCAAAAUACUUGCAUGUCUUUAAGCCUGACAACCUUUACUAAAUGGGAAGAAAUGCACAAUGCUUAGUAAAAAGGCAUUUUAUUAAGUAUUUUUUUCUAGCAGACAGUAAGACAGCUUUUUCCAAGGCCAUAUCUGGAUAGCCUAAAAUGCUAUAUUAAAAACUAUAUAUGUGCUUUGUGAGGUACUUGAUCCUGAAACUUAAAAAGAGAAGGUUAAGUGGGCCUACUACUGCCUCUGUAACGACAAUUCUGAGAUGCCCAGGCUGGAUGGAGGUCGGUUCUCUUCUCUGUCUGCAGCAGGUAGACUGAUAAUCACAUCUGUAAUUAAAUUCAUUGAAA
Dromiciops gliroides (monito del monte) is the source of this 4800-nucleotide messenger RNA. It is a transcript of the gene WDR3, whose product is annotated as WD repeat domain 3. Gene Ontology annotation, molecular function: protein binding; snoRNA binding. The record is from RefSeq and is a predicted model, not a curated record. Bases 173 to 3001 code for a protein of 942 amino acids. NCBI's taxonomy places the organism in Eukaryota, Metazoa, Chordata, Mammalia, Microbiotheria, Microbiotheriidae. The transcript has 27 exons. Gene Ontology annotation, cellular component: small-subunit processome; Pwp2p-containing subcomplex of 90S preribosome. Gene Ontology annotation, biological process: maturation of SSU-rRNA.